Porites evermanni is the source of this 7556-nucleotide messenger RNA. NCBI's taxonomy places the organism in Eukaryota, Metazoa, Cnidaria, Anthozoa, Scleractinia, Poritidae. The record is from the annotation of a GenBank genome assembly.
AUGGGUUUCACGGAGUUAACAAACCCGCACAAAGCCAGCAACUUGCCAGGGUUUGUACACUCGUCGUUAAUUAGUUAUUGAAUCGUAGUUUGGGACAAGCGCUUGACACGAAGAGGGCCAUUCAGACCGGUGACACUUUUAGAUAGUAGAAUGUUAAAAGUACAACAACUAGAACAGGGCCUGUUUAACCACGACAAGAAAGUGUAAACAGCCUUUGAAUUCGGGCUCAGAAAAAAGGCUGCAAUGGGAUAACAGUUAGAUUAAAAUGUGGAAAGUUAACUGGAAAAUUUAGGCUUUGCUGGUGAUCAAUUAUUGAUAAGAAAGGCGUGUUUUCAUUUUACAAAUUCACAUGUUCCCCAUUCUGAGACAAGCGAAAAGAAAUGUCUUUUCGGAAACAGUGAAAUUAAGGCUUUCUACUAUUCCUUUCAAGAAUAAAAGUUUUUUUUUUUCUGCCGAGACUAAUUGGUUAUGGCACUUUGUCAAUGGCGUAACUUGAAAUCGCUGUUUUACCCCAGUGGUUCUUCUCUCCAAGUUAAUCUAGAAAAAAACAGGCUAUUUUAAAGCAAUGUGGCCACUACCGUGCAGUUUUUGUUCCCAGUUGUACUAAACUCUAUUUCCGCGUGUAUGACAUUUGCACGCGAUGUAAUCUACGCUCUUUAAUUUCUUUUACUCUAUAGUUCUUACUCGGCCGUCUAACUUUUCGCGUCAAAAAGGUUUCCGUUCGUAGCAGAAUGGAAUAACUUUUUUUUGUUGACGUUGCUAGAUGUAAAAACCAUAGCGUUUCUUGAAUGCAUAUGUACACAGUAUAAAAUGUUUCUUCCUUAUCAACAGGUACAGAGGUUAUUGCCCUCAGCUGAAAUAUGAAUGUGGUCACACAUACGGAAUCGCUACAGAUAAACUCACUGCAGUAAGAGAAACUUCACUAAAAUACAAAUAUUGCUUUUGCUUAAGUUUACUGAACUUAACCAAACAAUACCGAGAAUAGAUCUUCAACUUUUGCACCAUGCAUAUAUAUACACCGCUUUUGUUUAGUUGUCAACGUGGAAAGCACACAAAAGACCGCACAAAAGCGUUAACUUUCAAUUCCAAAGUUCUGGAAAGUUUCUUUAAAAUAAAGCAUGCAUAAAUAAAAGAUGCACGAUUUUGGGGAGGUUAUCAAAAAGGUAUAUGUCCUUAAUUCAUUCUGUCGUUUAAUUAAGCUCGAGCAGUUCAAAUUNUUCAACUUUUGCACCAUGCAUAUAUAUACACCGCUUUUGUUUAGUUGUCAACGUGGAAAGCACACAAAAGACCGCACAAAAGCGUUAACUUUCAAUUCCAAAGUUCUGGAAAGUUUCUUUAAAAUAAAGCAUGCAUAAAUAAAAGAUGCACGAUUUUGGGGAGGUUAUCAAAAAGGUAUAUGUCCUUAAUUCAUUCUGUCGUUUAAUUAAGCUGGAGCAGUUUAAAUUUUCUAAUUUCAGAAUCCGGCAAAUGACAUGUGCAAACAUAUUUUUAGCACAUGCAAAGUCCAUUCAACCCCACUCUUCUCAGUUUUUAAUGUUACGUUCUGAAAAGGCAUAAUUUGUCAAGUUUGUUGUUGUAGAAACUAAUAUGGUGUUUAUUGCUCCAUAGAGACACAUGCGUAAUGAGAAGCUUGUCCCUACGACAUUACCAGAUCCAAAGGAAAGAGAACCAUAUCUGCCGACACCGAAUGGGGACAACAAGCUCACGUUAGGAAUGGUCCCAUAUUAUACUGGUCAGUAAUACAAGCUUGAGAUAGUCCUCAUUCUCUCUAGCUUGGGUUAACCCUUAACUAAAGUCAGUAUUGGCCAGUCGCGGACCGAUCAUCUACUUGAAAAUGAAAUAAGUAGUAUUUGCUAAGACUCAGCCGCCCUGCAUAUUAAUAUUGUUUUUGAAAUUGGACUAAUCAUGCUAGACAGUCCUGAUUAAUAGUGAAAUUCUCUUUAUUGCUGCACUGGUCUGGCCGGUCAGCUUUAACAAAUGGUAAGCACCCUUAAUAUCCCUUUGUCAGUAGCUAGGAACAGAAUGGUAAAUCCGACGGAGGCUUUGCAAGACAUGGGAGAUAUUGGUUAAAACUCCCAGAUCGGGACUUUUGGCUACUAUCAACAAAAUCAGAGACCGAUACUUUUACAUGUUUUAUAGUUUUUAGUGAUGAGAAAAUUCGAGCCCGAGACUAAACUGAUUCUAAGAGCUAAAAAGGUUUCGAAACAAAAAAUUUCUCCAAAGUUCAAGAAAAGAACUAAAUCUCCAAAUGUGUGCUGUGUGUUUAUACAUAAAUCGCUGCCUUAUUACGGUAUACGGUAUGGAGCACAGUGUCAGUUAGGGGAACCUUCCAGACUUAUAUUUUCAAAAUUCGAGACGUUGCAGAGACGGUCUUGAUUCUAGCGCUAGCGGGACCGAGUGAUUCCAAGACUCUAACAUGAAAGCCGAAUUUAUUUUGUUGUCCGAGACUGGUCAUUUUUGGAUAAGCCAUUAUACAUAUCUGUUAACCAAUCGCCUGACCCAUGUCCACACGACUUCGUUAAAAUUUGUAAAACCGCAAAUAUACAAAUUUAUACACGGUUAUUACUUGCUUCACAGGCAAGUGGACCGUAAACGCCGGAAUUUUCGUAAACGGCUUACAGAGCGCGAAGACGGUUAAGGGAUCAUUGCACAGUGUGGAUCGCUAAGGAGUCGUAAUCGUUGUUUACACGGCCGGCGGAACCACUGGCAGUCGCGCGUACACGACACCGUUUUCUCACGGAGUUACAAAUUUAGAUGCACGUUUGCAAGCGUUUUUUUUUCCUUAAAAAAAAAACACAACACAGACUGCUGUUUCACAAUCUUUAUCUGUAAAUGAGCUACUUUCGCUAUUAAUCUAAACUUUAAAAACGCAAUGAGAGUAUCGUGACCAUAACGAAAUCACCUCUUUUUUUCCUUUAUUUUUUUAAAGAAUAUAGUCUCUCAUAGACCUUCCCACGGUUUUUUCUAACUUUUGACAUGGACAAGUAAGGAAGAAUCUAUCAACUCCUCUGGAAAGAGCGCCUUUAAAUUAAUAAUGUUAGCAAGUUUAGAAGUGAAGAGUUGAAAGCUCACGAAGAUAAAGCUCUCAAAGUCGCGUUUGUAUUGUGGGGGCGGGGGGGGGGGGCACAAUCUUGCCCCCCACCAUACAAACGUUUGUAAAGUUUUGCAACUUUGCAGAUCUAUAUCUUCGCUCGCUUAAGACAAAUUGCUUUCGAAUUUGGAACGUUCUCUAAUUUUACGGCGCUCUUUCUAGUGAUGUUGACGGAUUUUCCGGAUUUUUUUUCCGGAUUUUUCAAAAGUUGAAAAAACCGUGGAAGGGUCACUCUAUCAUUUUUAUUUCAAGUUCAGAUUAUUGCAAAAAUGUUUACUUGAUAGAGUCAUCCUUUUAAAUAACUUUUAAUAUGCACUGUUUUUGGUUUCCUGCGACAGGUUUUGUGGGCUUUGUUUCAUGGAAAUUAAGAUAUAUAAGGUUGUCUUUAAUGAUGUUUACUGAAGGCUCACCAAGUUGCAAACUUCCUCAUUAAAAAAAUAUUAAUUUACUUGAAAUACAAGACAUGUUUUCAAACUCAAUAACGACCCCUACGAAGAUUAGAGUUAAGCAAACAUAGUUAUCAUCCAAAAUAACUAAAUUUAAUCCUUUUGUAAACUCUCAGCUCUCUUCGACAGUCAAUUAUGAGAUACAAUCCAUGUUUAUCAUAGAGUAUGCUUUAACUUUCGAGUCCACCCACGAAAUUAUCGCUGUCGAGUGAUCAUUUUGAUGAAGCUUCCGCUUCAGUACAUUCACAGAAUGUUAUUAUUUUGUUUUCGGAAUGAAUAUAUUCACAGGGAAGAAACAAUAGUUCAAUUUGAAUCGAGUUAUAAUAAGUCUAAAUUCUUUUCUUUUGUUCUUCUUCCCUUUCUUCAUUUUCAGGAUAUGUCCCCACCAUGCGGUUUUUGUAUGGAUCCCGUUACAGAGAAGCUACGGAGCAAGCAGUUAGCAACUUUAUGAAGAAGGAUCAGACUCACCGAGCGGAACAGAACCAUUUGAAGAAAACUGUGUACAGCCAUUCAAAAUUAAAGCCUGUACCGAGUUACAAAGAACCCAGCAUGUAUCCCGAUCUUAGGCCAAAAUACGCUAAAGGUUAUUUCCCAAGUAGGUGGACUACAAACUUGGGCGUUAAAUCUACAAGCCGAGUCAAUUUAUUUCUAACUUUAGAGUCUGUGGAUGGAAUCACAUCAUAUAACCAUUCAAAUGAAACCUCUUUAGCAGGAUUUUCACAUUGUACUAUUUGUUUUAUAUAAUUUUGCAAAAAGAUAUAUUUCAGAACGUUAUACAAAGCACCAGGAGCCCAUAACCCGUAGCGAGCGCAUUGGAAGUAUCAACAAGGAAAACUAAACCUUUGUAAAAGACAAAAAAAAAUCAUUUUUAGGUCUGUAGGUUUUGGCUGUGACUGAUUUGUGGAAUUAAAAAUUUGCACGAAAAUCGUUCUAAAAAUACACUGGUCCAUGCAAACGCCGUGACACGAGCGCAUGGAAGUUGCUCGCUCCAGGUUAUGGGCUCCUGAAAGCACUGGAUCGCUCCAUGUAAGGUAAUCCGAAUUCCGGAAUACUGAAUGCCACUAACGAUUAGAAUCCGGAAUCCAAGUUCCACCGACAUAGGCUGUCUACUCUUAGAUAACCUUACACAGAGCGAACUGGGAGAAGUACUACCGACUGUCACUGCCGGGCUUACUGCUGGCAGUGUAUUAAACAUACUGAAUAGCGUAAAAUGAGACGUUUACAAAUAAUCACUAUGAUCAGGGGCAAAUAAAAUAUAGACCUACUUUGCGUGCAAUGGACCAGCCGCAAUAGAUCAGGUUCAGAUUCCAAGAAUGAACAAGAGACCGUUAUUUUUUUCAUCCCAUUUGUUCUAAUGAAACAGUGAACAGGCAAGUGCCCGAAUAUAUAUCAGAGAACUGUUUGCCUACACCAAUUCCAUUCACAGACAUAAUCUGCGGAGCUCGCAACACAAUCUCUUCGUUCCAAGACCAUACUGAGGCAUUUAAGAGUUUCUGGUAUAGAGGUGCUGUCCUAUGGAAUAGCCUGUCGGUCGAGGCUAAGCAGGCCACUAGUUCAAAUAAUUUUAUUAAUUCAAUUAAUUAGUGGAGGCAAGGUAGGCUACUAGUUUAAUUAAUUUUUCGUACUCUAAUUUUGAAAUAAGAUAAUUUUUAUUAUUGUAAUGACAUAGGUUAAUGUUUAAGUAUUAAAAAGUGUUAUGUAUAACUUAUUGCUAAAGUGUACGGCUCCUUGGGAGAGCACUUUUUAGUGAAAAGGACUGCGUGGUUAAAUAAAGUUAUUGAUUUGAUUUGAUUUGAUAUUUUUAUCACAAUAGAGCAUUAGCCUUCGAAUACAGCCAUCUCUACUCGCACCUCGCCUCUAGGGACGGCUGCAUUCAUUAGCAGGCUAUUUAGCAUAACCUAAAAUCCCUUGUUGCCAUGACAGGUGAUCACCGCGAAUUCUGCGAGCCACCAGUACCAGGUUACACCGGCUAUGUACCUCGGAGGAGAGAACAUGACUUGGGAACUAGAUACGCCACAUGGACCAGGGACGGCUUUACUGACUCACUAGACAUGCGCAAUAAGCAGGAGAGCCUGGCCACGCAGAUUAUUGACGUCACAAGGUAACAACAGGAUCUCUUUUAGAGCAAACCCGGUUUGUAGUUGCCUGGUUCAAUAAUUGAAUGAAGAUCUAAAUUUCAUUUGAUUAGAUUUGAGCAAAAAACUGACUCUGUAGGUUUCAUUUCUUGUGAGGUAGUCGAAAAGGAACUUGAGCGUCGAUAAUUCUUUAUUUUUGACUGGAAAUGCAAUCUUUCAAAAUACUAGUCAUCGAAAUAUGGUCUUAUGGGCACUUCACUAUCUCUUUCUUUCAGAAUGCCUGUGUCAACCGUAAAAACCCUUAUUGCAGAGCAUGGAACACUCUACAAGAAAAUCGGAAUGAAGCCAAAAUAUACCGGAUACAUACCGCGUAAGUGAAUACUUAUUAAUAAACCGUAACUUAUUUCCUAAAUAUGCAAAUGUGAUGUAACUUUCCGUGGAUUAUGGGCUCCUGAUAACAUGCAAUAGAAAUUACAUAGCGAACAACUUGGAACCCGCUCAAAUUAACGUGUUCUUGAUUUGCGGCCUUUCGGCUUCAUGCCAAAUGAUCAAAAACUGAGUCUUGAAAACAGGUAAAAGCAUUGCCUCUAAAAACCCUGACGUCCACCAACAAAAAUCGAUGGAGGGAAAAUGAAUUUUCCUUCACCGCGCCCCAAAAAAACCGCCAGCUACAUCAGUAAUUAUUCUGUCAGUGUUGUUUUCAAUUUCCCGCCAUCGAUUUUUGUUGGUCCAGAUCUACCUUAACACAUCUCCCAACACUGAACGAAAAAUUGGAUUUACACCUAAUUUACUCAGUGCAAAUUUGGUGCAAAAAAAGUGUAAACUAAGGUUAAAUAAAGGUUAAAGAUGGUAAAUACCGCAUUUACCUAAAAUUUACACCCCCAUGUAAACUGGCAAGCAAAUGCGGUAUUUACCAUCUUUGCUUUUAAUUUCCCCUAGUUUGCACUUUUUUGCACCAUAUUUACACCUAGAAAAUUUGUGUAAAUCCAAUUUUCCGUCCAGCGCAAAUCGUAUUCUUGUGGGUGAUUUGAUUUAAUUUUACCUUUUUUUACCAGUAUAUUUGGGGAGGUAAUCAUCUCUUUUGGUCCUUAAAGUCGACCAUGUUCUUCAGGUGUAGGAACGGCUUUCGACAGUGGCAAAACCGAUGGAAAACACCGCAUUUUUUUCCGCGACAUAAACCGGAUUGAAACUAUACGCGAUUAUGCUUCCACGUUAUUUUCGGAUUAGCCUUUAGGAUUAGCCCCAACAAAACCGCCAGCAACUCAAUUAUUCUGGAAAGUGCUGUUUUCAAUUCAGUGUGGUGGAUAGUGGGGCCUGCUAGAUACGUAGACUAAUCCGAGAAUAACGUUAGAGCACGAUCGCUUAUUUUGCAAUCUUUAUGUGGUAGAAGCGACGGAGAAAAACGGGCGGAAACAGUUUUAAAACAAAAUGCGGUGUUUUCACCCGAUUUUGCCAUUCUUCGAAAGCCGUGUCUGCCCCAGAAGAACAUGGACCUUAAGGACCAAACGAGAUGAUUAUCUUACUAUAUAUACUGGUUAAAAAAACUAAAACUUAAUAAAACCACCCGCAGGAAUACGAUUUGGCAGACGUGUUAAGGUGGAUCUGGAAAACUGUACGUACUUCCGUAAAAAUUCUAGCUAUGCCCCUGUCUUCACCUUGCGGUCUUAUAAACUCUUACCCCGACAGAUAUGACAGUAUAACCAAGCCACGAACUUAUAACAUCAUAGUCAUUAUUAAAUCACAAGGAAUAUAUUCAGUCCCGGUGUAUUUCAUUAUUGACUUUAAAUUUCUAUUUUAGGAGGGUAAUGUCCUGUAACGUGAAUUGAGAAAAUGUUAAUUGUAGUGGCUUAAAUCCGUUGUUUUCGUCACUUUCCUUUUCUUUCAGAGCGCCGUUUUAGAUUUGGCAACACGUAUGGUGACACGACUCGUUCUUUACCAGUCUGC